CCGGGAGGAGACCGACCGCAUUUUGCAACACAGCUGCUGUCGAUGUUGGUUGAAAUUGAGGGAACACUUUGGCCAUGCUGUUUUCAAAAGCUGAACGGAUGUUUUUGGGCUUCGUCCUCUGUGUCUCAGGGGCUCUGGGAGCAGAGAGAAGCAUCUGCGUCCUGAAGGGUUCGUCCGUCAGUCUGACUUGCUUUGCUGAAGAUCCAGCCGCGCCCAAGACCUGGUACUACCGCAAGGAAAACAAAACUCUGAGUGCCGUGAAAGAGACUUCUGACAACUCUACGAGUGUCAACUACAACAUAACUGCGGACGGGACUCUAACUAUCAGAAAUGUAAACAAGAGUGAUGAGCAGAGCUUCUGCUGCCAAGAAUCAAACAAGAAUCCUAAAGGAUUCUUUUGCUUGGAGAACAGUACGAAGCUCCACGUCGCAGACCUCCAGGUAAAGGUGUUUCCUGCCUCAGAGGGACAGAAAGUGACUCUGAUGUGCUCAAGCAGCUGUCCUCUGACUGAAAGCCCUGCAGCCUUCAUCUGGUACCAGAACGGAGAGUUCCUCUAUGAGGACUGGUCCCCCUGGUACCAAGAGCUGGUCAGCAGCGAUCAGGCAGUCAGAUACUCCUGUGCUAUCAAAGGCUACGAGGAUCUCAGAGCUCCUGACGUCUCAGUGGACCUCAUCCAUCCAGGAUGUUUCAGCGUGACGUAUUCAAAUGGAGAAAUGUGUCAGGAGAAACUGAAACCAGCCGAGGGGCCGUGCUCCAUCACGUACCCCAGAGAUGUACGUGUUCAAAUAGUCGAUGAAACGGAUUAUAUCACAGUGACCUGCAGCACCAGCUGCCCCGCCGCUGACGCUCACACUGGCUUUAUUUGGUACUGGAACAGAAAGGCUUUCAUGGACUGCACCAGUCAGGACAUUAUGUUAUUUAAAUCUGAAGACUAUGUCUCCUGCGUUGUUAAAAACAAUGAAUAUAUUUACUCUGCUGAGAUGUGCACAAACUCCGGUAACCUGAAUUAUGUCAGCAGGACCUUGUGCAUGCUGGAAGGAGAUUCUGUAAGCAUUUCCAGCAAAUACACAAAGAAGCACUCAGCUCAGGCCAGCUGGUUAUCGUGGUAUAAAGUAAAGCGAGACAUGAAGGAGGAGGCUGACGCCACCCUGAUAGAAGCUGGAGGCCGGGUGGAGCAACACAACGUUAAUAAUUACGAACACACACUCAUAAUCCACAACCUGAUGAAGGAUGACUCUGGUGAAUACAUGUUCACUCUCAAUAAGUAUCAGAAAUGUGAGCGGCCUGACCUGCUGGGAGCGAUCCUGGUGGUCACAGGUCUGAAGGUGACCAUGACUCCCUCUGACGUGGUGACACAAGGUCAGAGAGUCACGCUGACCUGCAGUACCAGCUGCCCUCUGAGUGAGGACAUAACCUACAUGUGGUUCUUCAAUGAGCAACCGCUGCGCCUCGAUGGGGGCUACAACAAGCACGUUGUUCUAAACGCAGUCAGAAGACGGCAUGCGGGAAACUACUCCUGUGCGAUCAGAACCCCCCAGAACAUCAACUCGGCCGUGGAGACUCUUACUGUCAGAGAUGGAGAUAAAACUGCGAUAGUAGCAAUGAAUAUAACAAGAAUAGUGUUUUUAUUGCUGCUUCCUCUUGUUGGAUGUAAGCUGUACCUGAUGCUGAGAAAAAGAAAAACUGCAACUCGCACAGCCAAGCCGAGUGAAAAGGUGGAAAUGGAAGAGGAGAUAUCACUAUAUGAGAUAGUCCCGCAAACGGCCUAAAACCCUCGUACUGAAGAACAGCAGGAAGACAGGCAGCAGGGCAUUGCGCAACAACGUGACUUUAUGGUCUGCGGUGUUUGAUACAAGCCCUGAAAUUAAUUUACAGAGGUCAUAGAAAAAGCAACUUUAGAUGCCAAAGAUAAAGCCUUUUCCGUUGAUAUCACUUCUUGCUUAUGGGUUGGUUGCAACUUUUUUAUCUGGAGAUACGUUGAAACGGCGAUGUUCAGAUCAAGAAAGACGAUCAUUACCUUUCAUGAAACAAGAUUCCACAAACCGCUGCAAACUAAGUAGUAAAAAUAACAUCACGUUUACUAAGGUUUUUGCAAACCCUCUUUAAAAGUAUCUGAACAAUUGAGACUUAAAGAAUGGAGGCAAUGUUUAUCUUCUGCCAUUUAAUGUGGCAUUUCAUUAAAGAAACACAAAUAUGUUAGAAGAUAAAGAUUAAGAAAAAUGAAAAACACACAACAGGCUGAUAAAGUAGGUGUGCACACCCUUAAACAAACACUUGUUUAAAGCACUCUUUGUCUCCGUUUUAACCUUUAAUUUGCUUUGGCAGAGUUCUCUCUGCAUCUCACAUCUUGACUUAGUCGUAUAUUCUCCACCCUCCUGUCAUGUUGCGGGUCAAAUUGACCCGUUUUAAAGUUUAACAUUUUUUUUAAAUAGUUGGAAGUACUUUUUUUGCAUGAAACUUUCUCUACUUUAUGCAUAGAUACUGUUCUGGUCAAUUUGUCAAGUUAAAGUGCAAAAAAAGAUAAAAAAUGUCCAAUUCUAUACGUUUUCUUGCAGCUAUGAACCAUAUUUGACCACACACACACGCACACGCACACACACACACACACACACACACACACACACACACACACACACCUUCUAAUUGAACUCAAUUAGAAGGUGUGUCCAAACUUUUGGUCUGUACUGUGCAUGCACACGUCCUCACACACAAGCCCAUUUCUCACUAUUUUCUUUACUUUACUAGGAAACUGUGAGAAAACAGAUGUUCAUACAACUUUUGACGGGAAUCUUUUCUGUUCCUGUGGACAAACUUCACCCACUCUGAGUGACACUCAGCAGAAGUGGAGGGAAACAUAAAUACUCUCUGCAUGACUCAUUUAUCUUGAUUUUAAUCAGCGGGUCAAUUUGACCCUGAGCAGUAUGUGUGUCUCAAG
Gambusia affinis (western mosquitofish) is the source of this 2935-nucleotide messenger RNA. RefSeq names its product B-cell receptor CD22-like. Lineage: Eukaryota; Metazoa; Chordata; Actinopteri; Cyprinodontiformes; Poeciliidae. The transcript is spliced from 11 exons. The coding region runs from base 75 to 1769 and encodes 564 amino acids. The record is from RefSeq and is a predicted model, not a curated record.